AUGGAGGUCGACACUGCCACUGAUGAUUCUGCUUCUCAAGCAUCGAACACAUCGGCCUCCUCCAUGGCCAUACAAUAUUCUGUUGAUGAGCUACAAGAAAAUGGUACAGCGUUUUCUGAUCCAAAUGCUGAAGCUGAUAAAUUGGGAAAUAUGUCGUGGUUCAAGAAGAAGUUCCCAUCUGUCAAGACAGAUGUAGCAAAGACGGAAAACACAGCUGUGCAUCUACCAGCUAAUGUUCCACCUAGCAUAGCUAAGCAAAAAUGCCUCAAGCAGUCUCUCGAAAAGAAGUUAGCUGAGAGAAGAAGGAUCGGGCUUGCAAAACGCAAGGAAUUGUAUAUGGAGGACAACGAGGGGCUUAUUGAAGACGAGGAGGAAGAGGAAAUUGAUGAUGGCAACGAUGCACAGUCGUCACAGAAAAAGAAGAAGGAAGAAGAACCAGAGGACAGCGAUGAUGACUACAGUGCUGAUGACGAGGAAGAAGGAAAGGAAACUGACACAGAAAGCUCACAAAACAGUGAAAUGGUUGAUGAAGAUGAAGAACAAAAGAAAAGCGGAGCCGUCGACGACUUGCCGGAAUCGGUUGACUUAUUCGAUGGUGUAUCUGUAGCGGGUAGCACUGUGAAGGACAGUCAAAGGCUCCAUGAUGAUGAACCGAUUUCUUCUCAUCAUCGUUCGCAUAUCAACGACAAGGUCCAGUGUCUGUCUGGACAGCCACUUCAUCCAGUAGAU
Ostertagia ostertagi is the source of this 729-nucleotide messenger RNA. The record is from the annotation of a GenBank genome assembly. Lineage: Eukaryota; Metazoa; Nematoda; Chromadorea; Rhabditida; Trichostrongylidae.